AUGUCUUUUUUUCUCUGUCUGUCUCUUUUCAAAAAGCGACCGUUCAUCCAUGUAUGUAUGUAUGUGGAUGUGGCGAGAGAGUCAAGCAAUGCAAAUAUAUAUUUUUCCAUCCAUUCUUUCUUUUUUCUUUCUUUCUUUCUCUCUUUCUUUCCUUCUUUCUUUCUUUCUUUCUUUCCUUCUUUCUUCCUCUCUUUCUUUCUUUCUCUCUUUCUUGUCGAUGUUCUUUCUUUUUUAUUCUUUAUUUCUUCCACGUAUCCAUUGUUUUUCUUUUUUAAUUUUCUCUUCUUUCUUUCUUUCUUUCUUUCUUUCUUUCUUUCUUUCUUUCUUUCGUUCGUUCAUUUGUUCGUUCGUUCUUUCUUUCUUUACAGGCAAAGCCAUGUGGUUGUGUAUAGGCGACUAAAAGAUGAGAGUGAAUCUAUCUUAGCAAGGCCAUCCUCGAUUUUGGUGCUAGCUGCCACCCCGUUCCCACUAACCUCUUCCUCAAUAUCUCACCCCAUUCCUACCUACAUCCCCACUUCCGCCGCCACUUUCACUGGCUCGAACAUUCUAACCGUCUCCCCCUUCGUGAUUUCCUUUCGCAUAUCUACUUUUUCUUUGUUUAUAAUUCUGCCUCUUUUCCUUUCUUUUUUUUUUUUUUCGUUUUUCUUUGUCUAUUUCUCAUUCGCUUUUUCUGCUUGGUCCUUUUUUCUUUUUUUUUUUGGUUUUUGUUUUGUUAUUCUUUUUAUCGUGGUCUUGAAAUUUCUUCGUCUUAAUCCUCUUCUUCGUCUUCUUCGCUUUGCUUUUCUCUUUCUUUCUUUUCUUCUCUUUCUUUUCUUCUCUUUCUUUUCUUCUUUUCGUUUUUUCUUCUUUUUUCUCUUUACUUUGAAUUUCUCUUUUUUUUCUUCUCUUCGUCUUCUUCUAUUCUCCUUUUUCUUCUUUUUCUUCUCUUUACUUUGCUUUACGCUUUCUUCCUUUUCUUUUUCUUUUCUUCUACUGCUUUUCCUCUUUUCUCCUUUUUUCUCUUCACCCUCAUUGACUCUCUUUCUCUCUCUCUUUCUCCCCUUUCUUACUAUUACUCCUUUUCCUUCCUCUUUAUACCAUUCUCUCUCACUGUCUCUCUCUCUCUUUCUCUCUCUCUCUCUCUAUCCUUCUCUUUAUGUCAGUCAGACUCUUUUUGUUCUCGUCUUCGACGAUUCUAAGAGACUCCGUGCCCUCGUCAAUGCUAAGUUGAUCGAGGGCGAUGUCUCAGCUGCAGUGAGAAUAUUGGCCUCAUCCGGUACUAUACUAGCUACUACACCAGAAGUUCUCACAGCUCUCCGUCGGAAACAUCCUGCGCCACCAUCAGAUGUCAGAUUUGUUCAGAUGGAAAACAAUGAUUCAAAUAUUGAAAUCUCAAAGGAAGCAAUGGUUGCCGCUCUGAAGUCUUUCUCGGGAAGCAGCAGUGGAAGUGUGGACGGCCUUCGACCUGGUCACAUCAAGGACUUAAUUUCUGCCCACACUGCCGAAGCUGGUGAACAUUUGAAAAAAAUCCAUAACAGCUCUUAUUAA
This is a messenger RNA of Acanthosepion pharaonis, 1527 nucleotides long. NCBI's taxonomy places the organism in Eukaryota, Metazoa, Mollusca, Cephalopoda, Sepiida, Sepiidae. The record is from the annotation of a GenBank genome assembly.